Messenger RNA from Heterostelium album PN500, 1656 nucleotides. RefSeq lists its product as uncharacterized. The coding region runs from base 1 to 1656 and encodes 551 amino acids. The record is from RefSeq and is a predicted model, not a curated record. Lineage: Eukaryota; Evosea; Eumycetozoa; Acytosteliales; Acytosteliaceae. The transcript has 5 exons.
AUGAAUGCAAAUGCAGCCAAUGCUUUGACUCAAACAGCCAAGCAAGUCGCAAUUUCACCAGGUUCCUAUAUGUGGUAUUUGGAGUAUCUUCCACCAACUUACUCUGCGACAGGACCAAAUAAAUCUCCAGUCCUUAUUUUCUUACAUGGUGUUGGGCAAAAUGGAGACGGAUCACAAGGUGCCCUUCAAAUGCUUAAGGAUGCUGCAGGUUCUCCUCCAUACAUGAUCGACAAGAAUACAUGGCCAACUACUUUCUCUUUCAUUGUAAUAUCACCACAAACCUGGGGUUGGUGGGAUUCACCAAAAACUGUUCCAUUAAUUAAUCAAAUUGGAGCUUUAUAUCCAGGUGCCGAUAUUACAAGAGUCUACUUAACUGGUCUUUCCAUGGGUGGAGCAGGAGUUUAUGAUACCAUGCGUCAAAGUAAAGCUGUUUGUGAUAAGUUGGCUGCGGUUAUUCCCAUUUGUGGUGCUCAAGGUUUUGGUGCCAACGAUUGGAUUGGUCCAGUUACAUCAGGAUUGCCAGUGUGGGCUUUCCAUAACUCUAAUGACCCGACGGUCUCUGUUUGGAAUUCUAGAAACUGGGUAAAUGGUUUGAAUGCUCAAAAUAUUUGUCCAGUUGCUAAAUAUACAGAAUAUGUUGCUUCUUCUCAUGAUGCUUGGACUAAAACUUAUGAUUAUCAUAGUGGUGGAACUACUUCUACCACAGGAACACCAUCAACCACUGCACCAUCAACUACAACCACAACCACAGGAACACCAUCAACCACUACACCAUCAACUACAACCACAACCACAGGAACACCAUCUACCACUACACCAUCGACUACAACCACAACCACAGGAACACCAUCAACCACUACACCAUCUACUACAACCACAACCACAGGAACACCAUCUACUACUGCACCAUCUACCACUGGAACUCAAACACCAACCCCAACAUCAACUCCAGCUCCAGGAGUUUUCCAAAGAAAGUGGACUACUCCAGCCUCUCCAUUUGGUUUCUGGGAGUACAGACCAUCAACCACUCCAACACCAGGUAUUGGAUAUCCAUUAAUUAUCCAUCUUCAUGGAGCUGACGGUGAGGGUACUGGUAGUUCCACUGAUUUGAACAAAGCAGUUCAGACUUCAUUACCAAAGUACAUUAGAACUGGUGAAUGGCCAACUACCUAUCCUUUCUUGGUACUUUGUCCACAAAACAAUGGUAUUUGGGAUGCCGGAGUAAGCAAUGUAAUCAACACCUUGCUUGAUCUCUACUCGCCAGAGGUUGACCCAACUAGAAUUUAUUUGGUAGGUCAAGGUCGUGGUGCUCUUGGUGUAGUUCAAUAUUUGAAGAGCAAUGCUACUCGUAUCGAUAGAACUGCAGCAAUCUUCAAUGUUAGAGUUUACACUGAUGCUCAUAACGCUACCAUUGAUCUCAUGGUCAAUGAUCACCUUCCAACAUGGUGGUUAACCAACAACGAUGAUCCAAACUCUGAUCCAAUCAUGACAAAGAACUGGGCUAACUUCUUAAAUGCACGUGGUGCCAACCCAGCUGCAAGACUAACUAUUAACCCAUCUGGUGGUGCUGACUCAUACACACCAGCAUUCAACCCUGCCAACGCUGACCCAAACAAUGUUUACAAUUGGCUUCUAUCAAAGACCAAUGUUAGAUAA